Molecule: messenger RNA, 2097 nt
Organism: Miscanthus lutarioriparius
Lineage: Eukaryota; Viridiplantae; Streptophyta; Magnoliopsida; Poales; Poaceae
Source: the annotation of a GenBank genome assembly
AUGCCGAGCUGCCUCCUCCCCGGCAUCGCGCUACGCCCACCGCCGGCCGCUCUCCGCCUCCUCCUCCGCCGCCGCCGCUGCAGAAUGGCCUCCUCCGGGCCGACCCGCGCUUUCCAGCUCCGCGUCAACCCGCUCACCGGCGACUCCGAGUGGCUCGUUGUCGACGAGGCGGAAGCGGAGGCGCCUGCGCCGACCCACCACAAGCAGCUCCUCGCCGCCACCUCCUACCUCGACAUGCUCAACGAUGCCCCCCGCAACCGCGCGUACCGCCUUUCCAUCGACGCCACGGUCACGGACCCCACCGCCCGCGUCCUCGACAUCGGAGCUGGGACGGGGUUGCUGUCCAUGAUGGCUGCGCGAGCUUUGGCAGCUGCUGGAGGUGAAGGUAGGGGAAGCGUGUCAGCAUGUGAGUCCUACCUUCCAAUGGGCAAACUAACACGUAGGGUACUCAGAGCCAAUGGGAUGGAAAACAAGGUCAAAGUAUUUCACAAGCGUUCAGAUGAGCUCAGAGUUGGGGUCGAGCUUGAUUCUCGAGCUGAUAUACUGGUAAGUGAAAUUCUUGAUUCUGAGCUGUUGGGUGAGGGUCUCAUACCUUCUCUACAGCAUGCGCAUGACAUGUUAUUGGUGAAAAAUCCAAAGACGGUUCCAUAUCGAGCUACUACGUAUGGAGUGUUAGUUGAGAGCACAUCCUUGUGGAAGAUGCAUGAUCUGCACAGCAAUGAAGCAAUUGCUGAAGAUGGUGUGUGGCUUACUCCUAGUGGAACACAAAAUGUUCUUUCUGUGAAGUCGCAACAACAUGCGAUGCAAUGUGAUGCGCUGGCAGAUGAAAUAAGAUUGCUGUCAGAACCCUUCCAAGUUUUUGAAUUUGACUUUUCGAAACGGCCAGAUAGUCAUCGUGAAACAAAGAUUGAGAUAAAAGCAACUGCUGAUGGGCAUGCUCAUGCUAUUGUUUCAUGGUGGGUGCUUCAACUGGAUUCUGCUGGGUCAGUCUUUUACUCAACUGCUCCUAGAUGGGUGAGACAAUCCAGCAGUGUGGAUUUACCACAAUAUGCCAAUGGCACAAAGGAUUGGUGUGAUCAUUGGAAGCAGUGUGUUUGGUUUAUACAAGGGACAGGGGCUCCUGCAAAGAAAGAUCAAGCUCUUUCUUUGAGCGCUAGCCAUAACCAAACUAGCAUCUCAUAUCAGUUGAAUAUGAAUGGUGAAGGAAGUAGAAGCCCCAAAAGUAACCAUCUAACAUUGUUGCCAGAAAAGGUAGCACUUUAUGGUGAUAAAGGUUGGAGAUCAGCGUUGAUAAGUGUAAUCAGGAAUUCUAUGAGUGAAAGAUCCUCUCCGACCUGCAUUGUGGCUGAUGAUAGCGUGUUCCUAACUCUCAUAGUUUCUUCUCUGUUACCGUCUUCAAAAAUUUUUACAAUGUUUCCAAGUCUUAGAGACAGGGGCUUCAACUAUCUUCAAGCUGUUGCAGAUGCAAAUAAUUUAUCCAUGGACCGGAUUAAAGUGAUUGGUAAAAAGGCAUCAUCCCUUACUAUGAAUGACUUAAAUCAUGAAAAGGUUAAUCUGAUAGUGGGGGAGCCUUUUUAUCAUGGAAGUGAAGGGAUGCUGCCAUGGCAAAAUCUGCGUUUCUGGAAUGAAAGGACACUGCUUGAUCCAUUGCUAUCUGAGGAUGCAUUCAUCAUGCCUUGUAAGGGAACAUUAAGAUUCUGUGCCAUGUCACUUCCGGACUUGUGGAGAAGCCGUCGUGGCCUUAAAGAUGUUGAGGGUUUUGACCACUCAGUUGUUAAUGAUACUUUAGGAGCCUGUGGUGACCUGCCUGGAGAUCAGCAAGGCCCUUGCCUACCUUAUUAUGUGUGGCAAUGCGGUUAUACCAAGAAAUUAAGUGAAGUGUACUCUCUCAUGGACUUCAACUUUUCUGAGCCUAUUCACUCUUGUUUUGGUGAAACAAAGAUUGAGUUUGGCCAAAAUGGAACAUGCCAUGGUUUUGCUGUUUGGAUCGACUGGGUACUUGACGAGGAAAAUUCCAUUGUGAUAAGCACCGGACCAGCUCAGAGAGCAGACACUGGAAGCAAGGAGUGCAGCUGCUUAGCAAACCUGUACAAGUGA